This is a messenger RNA of Aspergillus novofumigatus IBT 16806, 1110 nucleotides long. Its product is annotated as GTP-binding protein. The record is from RefSeq and is a predicted model, not a curated record. The transcript has a single exon. The coding region runs from base 1 to 1110 and encodes 369 amino acids. Gene Ontology annotation, cellular component: cytoplasm. NCBI's taxonomy places the organism in Eukaryota, Fungi, Ascomycota, Eurotiomycetes, Eurotiales, Aspergillaceae.
AUGCCCAUCCCAAUAACAAUCAUAACGGGCUUCCUCGGCUCCGGCAAAACCACCCUCCUCCUCAACCUCAUCCCCCAGCUCCCACCGACCUACCGCCUCGCACUCCUCAAAAACGAAUUCGGCGAUGUAGCCAUCGACUCGCAGCUCGCCUCGACGCAGUCCAUCUCCGGCGUGCGCGAGCUGCUGAACGGAUGCAUCUGCUGCAACCUCGUGGGGCAGCUCAGCGACGCGCUGAACCAGCUGCGCGAGGAGGUCAAGCCGGACCGCAUCGUCAUCGAGACGAGCGGGAGCGCGUUCCCCGCGACGCUGGCGAUGGAGGUGAACCGGCUUGCGCGCGAGCAGCCGGGCAGCUUCGUGCUGGACGGGGUGAUCAGCGUGAUUGAUGUGGAGAAUUGGGAGGGGUACGAGGAUACGUCGUACACGGCGAAGCUGCAGGCCAAGUACACGGACUUGAUUAUCUUCAAUAAGUGGGAGGGGGUGCCGGAGGAGCGCUUUGAGCUGUGCUUGGAUCGCGUGGGGGAUCUGGAGGUGCAGACCCCGUGGGUCAAGUCGGAUAAGGGCCGGGUGGAUAAGGAGGUUCUACUGGGGCUUGACGGGGCGUUGUUCGCCAAGGAGGAUGCUGAGGAUGCGUUGCGGUUGACGGACGAUCAUCACCAGCAUCGGCAUGACCACCAGUCUGAAGUCGAAGUGUUGUCCGUCACGCUCAAAGCCUCCCGGCCCGACCAGACUAUCGAUGUUGCCGCCCUCGAGAUGAUGCUGCUCGCUGCGCCCAAGGACGAAGUCUACCGGAUCAAGGGGACCAUGCGCUGUCCUGCCUCGCAACCGCCCGCCGACUCCGGGGACAACCCCGGCGAGAAGAAACCCGCGCCGCCUCUGACGUCCGGCAAUGAAGCUGUCCGACACUACAUUCUCAACUGGGCCUUUGGGCGCUGGACCUUCACGCCCUCGGAGAUGGUGGCGGAGAGCGCGGACCCCGUUGUCGUUGCGCGUCUCACGCUUAUCCUGGCCCGGUACGAGUCGGGCAAGUGGAAGAAGAAGCUGGAAGCUGGUGGGUUGAUUCAGCUUAGUGAAGGUGCCGCGGGCGAGUUAGUGGUCGAACGCCUGGUAUAG